AUGGCUGAAUCUCUUCUCUUCAGCGUCGCAGAGUCACUCAUAGAGAAGCUUGCUUCUCCUGCUGUUCAAAAAGCUUCUUCGGCGCUGGGUGUGUACGAUGAUAUGCGAGAGCUCAGAGAAACAGUGUCUUUCAUCAAAGCUGUGCUGUUGGAUGCAGAGCAAAAGCAGCAGCAGAACAAUGAGUUGCGUGUGUGGCUGAGACAGGUUAAGCGUGUUUUCUCUGAGGCCGAAGACAUAAUCGAUGAUGUUGAGUGCGAAGCCUUACGUAAGCAUGUUGUCAACACUUACGGUAGCAUCAUAAGCAAGGUACUCCAUUUCUUCUCAACUUCAAAUCCUCUUGUUUAUUGUCUUAUAAUGGUGCCUCAAAUAAAAGAUGUUAAAAGGAGGUUAGAAAAGGUUGCUGCUGAUAGGCAUACGUUUGGCCUUCAAACCAUUGAGAAUGAUACACGUGUUGUGCAUAGGAGGGAAAUGACUCACUCACAUGUUGAUGCUUCGGAUGUGAUAGGAAGGGAACAUGAUAAAGAUAAAAUUUUAGAGCUUUUGUUACAGCAUGAUGGUGAUGAUAAAAGUCUCUCUGUUAUCCCCAUCGUGGGAAUGGGAGGCUUGGGGAAGACUACACUUGCAAAGUUGGUGUUUAAUGAUGAGAGUAUAGAUAAGUCUUUCCCAUUGAAGAUGUGGGUGUGUGUCUCUGAUGAUUUUGAACUUGAGGAUAUGCUUCGUAAAAUCCUCAAAUCUGCUACUGAUACUAGUAAUUCGACUCCCUCCCCAGCUCACCAGGAGAGCUUUAAAAACUCUAAUAUGGAGCAACUACAACGUCUUCUAAGAAGUAAACUUGCUGGUAAAAAGUUUUUGCUUGUCUUGGAUGACGUAUGGAACGAGGAUCGUGUUAAAUGGGUCGAGUUGAAGAAUUUACUACAAGGAGGUGCUGAAGGAAGUAAAAUCUUGGUGACUACACGUAGCCACUCAAUUGCUACCAUGAUGUCCACUGGUUCAUCUUACGAUUUAAAAGGUCUUUCUGAAGAGGAUUCCUUGUCUGUAUUUGUCAAAUGGGCUUUUAAAGAAGGAGAAGAGAGAAGAUAUCCUGAAUUGUUGCAGAUUGGGAAAGACAUUGUGAAAAAAUGUGGUGGGCUUCCAUUGGCUGUGAGAACAUUAGGGAGUUCGCUAUUCUUGAAAGUUGAUAUGAAAGACUGGGAGUCUGUUAGAGACAAUGAGAUUUGGAAUUUACCACAAAAAGAUGGUGACAUUCUGCCUGCCUUAAAAUUAAGUUAUGACCAGCUGCCUUCAUAUUUAAAACGAUGUUUUGCUUGCUUCUCCCUUUUUCCAAAGGACUUUAAUUUCAAUGAUGUUCAUGUUCCUUGGCUUUGGGAGGCACAUGGUUUUCUUCCAUCGCCAAACAAAAGCAAAACACUGGAUGAUGUAGGCAAUGAAUUUUUGCGUGAGCUGCAAUCAAGAUCUUUCCUUCAAGAUUUUGUUGACCAUGGUACUACUUGCAAAUUUAAAUUACACGAUUUGGUGCAUGAUCUUGCAAUUUAUGUUGCAAAAGAUGAGUUUCAAGUCAUAAAUUCUUGUAGUGAGAAUGUAUUUGAGAAUGUCCAGCAUUUGUCAUUCACCAAAAAUGAUUUGCAUGGUCAAACUUCCAUUCCAAGAGGUGUGAGAACAGUAUGUUUUCCGGUGGGAGCCAACAACGAAGCUUUCUUGAAUACAUUGGUGUCAAGGUCCAAAUACUUGCGGUUUUUGAAAUUAGGUAAGUCCGAGUAUGAGACCUUUCCCUGCUCCAUUGGUAAGUUGAAACAUUUAAGAUAUCUCUCUCUUUCGGAUAAUCAAAAGCUGAAGAGUCUCCCUAAUUCAUUGAGCAGGCUCCAACAUUUGCGAUUUUUGCAGCUCUAUGCAUGCACGGAGCUACAAACAUUGCCCAAAGGAAUAGGAAACUUGAUUAGCCUUCGAGUUUUGAGUUUAAGCACAAAGCAAUCUGAUUUUCCGGACAAAGAUAUUGCAAAAUUGACUUCUCUUGAAACAUUAAAUUUAACUUGUUGUGACAAUUUGGAGUCAUUGUUCGAAGGAAUGCAACUUCCUAAUCUUAAAUCGUUGGCUAUUGAUUCUUGUGGGAGUCUAAAGUCUUUGCCACUUCAUGCUACUCCAAACUUACAGAGUUUGUAUAUUAUAAAGUGCGAUAAGUUGGAAUUGUCAGAGGGCCUUGACAACCAAAUCCCUGAGUUAAGGUUAAAGUUUCUAGUCUUUCGUAAUUUGCCACAGUUGGUGACUUGUCCUCAAUGGGUGCAGAGAUCUACGAGCACAUUACAUUCCUUGAUGAUUACACGUUGUGGCAAUCUUGAGGAGCUUCCCGAGCAGCUGUCAGCUUCGAGUUAUCUCAAAACACUUGUAAUUAUCAAUUGUCCAAAGUUGCUUUCACUCCCAGAUGAUAUUCAUCACCUCACCAACCUUGAAGUUUUAGUAAUUGGAGAAUGCCCUGAACUAUACAGAAGAUACCAGCCAGAAGUAGGACGGGAUUGGCCCAAAAUAUCUCACAUCAAACGAGUCGUUAUUCCUGAACCAUAA
Molecule: messenger RNA, 2556 nt
Organism: Gastrolobium bilobum
Lineage: Eukaryota; Viridiplantae; Streptophyta; Magnoliopsida; Fabales; Fabaceae
Product: putative disease resistance protein RGA3
Exons: 1
Coding region: 1-2556 (851 amino acids)
Biological process (GO): defense response to other organism
Molecular function (GO): protein binding; ADP binding
Source: RefSeq, a predicted model, not a curated record